Perca flavescens (yellow perch) is the source of this 2715-nucleotide messenger RNA. RefSeq names its product NDRG family member 4 (gene ndrg4). Bases 136 to 1290 code for a protein of 384 amino acids. The transcript is spliced from 17 exons. Lineage: Eukaryota; Metazoa; Chordata; Actinopteri; Perciformes; Percidae. The record is from RefSeq and is a predicted model, not a curated record.
CACACGGCGACUCACAAUAUUCCAAUCCUUAGCAGCCUGAGGGACGCACACACUAGCACAGAGAGCAGAAAAGCAGCUAAACCAGACUAUACCGACUGGAAAAGAUCUGAACUACACCACAGGUUGCUGUCCAGGAUGGCGGGUAUGAAGGAGCAGCAGUUCACCGAGGAGAAGCCCCUGCUGCCGGAGCAGCGAGGAGCGGACUCAGACAUGGAAAGCUGUGAACAGCUGAUGCCAGCGGGGGAUUGGAAGGAACAUGAUAUCGAGACCCCUUAUGGGAUGCUGCACGUGGUGAUCCGCGGGGCACCCAAAGGAAACAAGCCUGCAAUCCUCACCUACCACGAUGUGGGACUGAACCACAAGCUGUGCUUCAACUCUUUCUUCAGUAAUGAGGAUAUGCAGGAGAUCACCAAGCACUUUGUGGUGUGCCAUGUCGACGCCCCGGGACAGCAGAUUGGAGCAUCGCAGUUGCCACAAGGGUACCAGUACCCCACCAUGGACCAGUUGGCCGCGAUGCUGCCCACUGUGGUGCAGCACUUUGGAUUUAAGAGCAUCGUUGGGAUCGGAGUUGGAGCUGGAGCUUACAUUCUGGCCAAGUUUGCUCUGAUCUUUCCUGACAUGGUGGAGGGUUUGGUUCUGCUCAACAUCGACCCCAACGGCAAAGGCUGGAUUGACUGGGCUGCCACCAAGCUGUCAGGUCUGACCAGUGCUCUGCCAGAUACUGUGCUGCCACAUCUUUUCAGCCAGGAGGAGCUGAUGAACAACACAGAGCUGGUGCAGAGCUACCGGCAACAGAUUAACAACACCAUCAACCAGUUCAACCUGCAGCUUUUCUGGAACAUGUACAACAGCCGGAGGGACCUUGAAAUGAAUCGCAGUGGGACGGUGCUCAACGCCAAGACUCUGAAGUGUCCUGCGAUGCUGGUUGUGGGAGACAACGCCCCGGCGGAGGAGGGAGUGGUGGAGUGCAAUUCCAAACUGGACCCAACCAACACCACCUUCCUGAAGAUGGCUGACUCUGGUGGACUUCCCCAGCUCACACAGCCCGGGAAGCUGACCGAAGCCUUCAAGUAUUUCCUGCAGGGAAUGGGCUACAUCGCUUAUGUGAAGGAUCGGAGGUUGAGUGGAGGGCCAGUGCCCUCCGCCAGUAUGACCCGCCUGGCUCGUUCCAGGACGGCCUCCCUGACCAGCGCCAGCUCCAUCGACGGGUCCCGCUCUCGGGCCUGCACCCAUUCCGACAGCACAGAGGGAGUCGGCCCGGUCACCCACACUAUGGAGGUGUCCUGCUGAGGAGUCGGCCAGCCCUAGAAAGAGGGAGGGGGUGGAGGGAUGGAGAGGGACAGAGCAAGACAGAAGGGAUGAUGGCCAAGAAAUGACGGGGGAGGGGUAUGAGGAAAAUGGGAAGGAUAGAAGGUGUGACUACUGCUGUGUCUCAAAUCGCCCACACCAAGCUACAGGACCACCAACGUUUCUUUCAAACUUCGAGGAAAAUACAGCGGUCAUGAUUGAAACAUGCGAACACCGAACUUUACAAAUGUACUUCAUACACUUGUUUAUUCAGUAAGUACUACUAUUCUGUAUUCAGAUAGUGAUACAGCAAGCCAAUAAAUAUUUUGGCAGGCGACAAUAGGUGGCGGUAAUGCUCUGCCCGGCUGCAAUUUACCAUUAAAAUGCAAAGGUAGAAGCAUUUUCGAUCAGUGCAUAACAACCGUGCGCGAUUUGAGACAACACUACCCUGUUGAAAUGUACGCACUACACAAUUAAGUACAUAGUGUACUCACGGGAGUAUCCAAUUGAGACACACCUUAACUCUCCGGAUCAGACAUGGUAGAUUGUAGAACGAGACAGCAACAGGAAGGAAAGUUCAUGAACAAGGUGGAGACAGCUCUCUCUUUGCUUCAUCUAUUUCAUCCGGAUCCCUUUGUCUGCCAUCUUUUCCCUCCUCCACUGUAAAAUAACAUGUGUUGCCCCCCCUCACCCAGCACUUAAACGAUUUAAGCAACUGUUUUUGUUCUUGCAGUGUUAUUCUUGUGUUUGCUGUCUCCUCUUUCUUUGCCUGCACCCCCACCACCCACGCCUCCACAGAAAAGGACGUAACGCUGUCUAUAUGAUAUGAGCUGCUGUUAAUAAUGUAAUUUGGAAAGGUGAGAAGAGGUGAAAGUGUGGGCAAGGAAAACACAACCUUUAGGUGGUACCUUAAUGAAAAAGUGUUGUGCAUCAGUAUUUUUGCAAACAGUUAUUAUUUUGUUGUUGUAUGGACAAAAUGUGAGUAUCUCUCUCACUGUUGUUUCUAAGAGAUGGUUUCUUCUCUCUAUGAGUGACUUUGAGGGUCAGAGGGUGUGUCCAGAAUUUAAAAGACAACAGUGCACAGCCCAUCAUAGCCAAGUGCACCUGUAGUGCUUUGAGAGGAUUUGUUAGCUUUUUUUAGUCUAAGUAGUAAGAGCAUAGCUAGCUAUAGUACACUACGCUGAUUUAAAGCUGCACUUGGUAAGAUUUUAUGUCAAACUUGUGAACUACACUUUGAAUGCAAAAAAAGUGAUAUUAUCUGCAUACAUGCGUUUCAGGCCGCAAGUCAUUAGCGAAAUGAGACCUAGCCACUACACCACCAGGGAGCUUAGCUGGCAUAAAUGUGCACCUCCAUCCAUUUGUAUUGCUUUUGCCAUGAUAAUGUGUAUGUGAUAUGGCCAAAAUACAACCAUAUUUGUGUUUAAAUAA